CCCCGCAUUGCCAAGACCACAACGCAUCGAACCCCCUUGGAUCCUGGGCUGAAGCUGGCGAUCACCUUGAGGUUCUUGGCGACCGGAAGCAGCUAUCAUGAUCUGGCGUUCGCGUUUCGUGUCCCACACAACACCAUCUCUCUGUUCGUCCCCGAGGUCUGUCAGGCCAUCUACGACGAAUACGAGGACGAGAUGUGGGCCACUCCCCAGACAGAAGAUGAGUGGCGCCCGGUAGCCGAGGGAUUCGGAGACAGAUGGAACUUUCCCCACUGUUGUGGCGCGAUCGAUGGGAAACAUGUCGCCAUCAAGAAGCCCCCAAGAGCGGCUCACUUUACUACAACUACAAAGGCUUCUUUUCCAUCGUCAUGCUUGCAGUGGUAAACUCUGACUACAAGUUCAUCUGGGCGGAUGUGGGGUCACCAGGGUCGUAUUCCGACGCCGGCAUCUUUAACCGGUCGCGACUGGAGCCAGGUCUGCGUGAGGGAACGAUCGGACUACCCCAGCCGGAUCCCCUACCAAAUGACGACCAGGACACACCCUACUACAUGGUCGGAGACGACGCCUUCCCCCUACGGCCAUACAUGAUGAAGCCUUACCCUCAUCGGCACCUGAAACGGGACGAGCGGAUCUACAACUACCGGUGUUCCAGGGCACGCCGUGUGGUUGAAAACGCGUUUGGUAUAUUCGCCAAUCGCUUCAGAUGUCUGCUAACAACCCUGGGAUUGAGACCGUCGAAAGUUACCAAGAUCGUCAAGGCCUGCAUGACCCUUCACAACCUCAUGAGGACUCGUUACCCCAACCUUCAGAAUGCUGACCUCGACCGGGAAGAUGAGCAGGGUCAGAUCAUCGCGGGUGCAUGGCGAGACCAAGCCGUGCUCGAAGAUGUGCAAGCAGCAGGGCACGGGCCAAGAUUGACCCGACCAGGCAAAGAACUGCGCGCAUACCUCAAGAAUUACUUUUGCAGUCCUGCCGGGAGUGUGCCAUGGCAAGAUGUGGCAAUAAACCAGCAGUAACUUGUGUCUAAUAUUGUUACAGUAUACCGGAUGCAGCCACAGACAUUCCAUUAUUCUUCUCAGGACUUAACGCAUUUUUGAUGUGUUAUACUUUCCAUUAUUCAGUAUGUUGUUUGCAAAUAAAUCUGUUAUUGGGUAAUCUUAAAACAUUGCCUUUGCUCUUUUUAAUUUGAACACUAGUAA
Messenger RNA from Lytechinus variegatus (green sea urchin), 1196 nucleotides. RefSeq names its product putative nuclease HARBI1. NCBI's taxonomy places the organism in Eukaryota, Metazoa, Echinodermata, Echinoidea, Temnopleuroida, Toxopneustidae. The transcript is spliced from 2 exons. The record is from RefSeq and is a predicted model, not a curated record. Bases 255 to 1013 code for a protein of 252 amino acids.